AUGAGUGGUGCAGGUCUCAGCUGGCCCGCACUCGUGCAGCCUUACCGCGGUCGGCUCGAAGAGUGGUUUGGCACGCCAGAGAAGCUGCAUGCAUCCUUUGACACUAGAGAAGAGCUCGUGGAGUUGCUUAGGAAUUGUGAUAAAGCUUUGCUGGAAAGCAGUGUUGCCUUGAUCGCAGAUGCUCUUCUUGAAUGGCACACUGAUGUUUCCCGACUGGUGGCCAGUGGGCGCAGGGAAGCAAGGAGGCGCUUGACAGAGUGCUUGCCCAGUGUCCCGGGAACUGGUCUUAGCCUGCAUGAGCAUUACAAUCAGAUCGCACUUCAGAGUCCACUUGCGUUGCUUCCGGUUCUUCGCAAGCGAAAGUUAGCUACUGAUAGGGUCGUAGAUCGCGGUGCCAGGGCCACUGAAGAGAUACGACUUCGGCAGGAGUAUGCAUUGCGUCUUGCAGCCAUCAUGCAGGAGGCGCAACUGCCGGUGUGCAAGGUGCUUGCAGGGGUCAGCAAUGCCGAGGAAGCCUGGCCACGGCUGUUCGGGACCCGUCGCUCCAAGACAUUGAGGAAUCGCUUUAGGGCUUGGGAUAAGUUUCGGGAAUGGUUGCUUUAUAGCCGUGGCAGAAGCUAUCCGGAAGGGGUAGCCGAUGUGCUAGACUAUGCCAAUGAACGAUUCCAGGAAGGAUGUGGAAAGACAGUUCUCGAAAGCCUGCAAGCCUCUCUCAGUGUACUUGAAGGUGUAGGGCGCGUGCCGUCUACGCAGCAGAUAUCUCAGGAUCCCACAUGGCAGGCGCAGCUCAAAAGUUACACAGCCGAUUUGAUUUCAGCGGCACCGCCGGAGCAGCCAGCCAGCAUGCUCACCGUUGCUAUCGUUCUCGCAUGUGAGAUCUUCGUCUGCACGCCUGGGGAGCCGAGUUACUUGAGAGCAUUGGGCUUUGUAUGCUUAUUGAUGGUUUGGGGGUCACUUCGGGCCGAUGAUGUUCAGGGGCUCCUGCCGCAGACCAUGCUUCUGGACGAGCGAGGGCUUAGCAUUGAUCUCGCGCGGUCCAAGACUACAGGGCCCGACAAAAGGACCCACACCGUCAAGGUCUUCGUGGAACGGAGUAUCUCUCUGACAGGGCAUGAUUGGCUGAAGGCCGGAUAUGCACUUUGGAAGGAUUUCGAUUUUGAGAGGGAUUAUUUGGUUUUGAAGGCCAAUGAAGGUUUCACGGAACCCCUUGAGAAGUCGGUGCCUUCCUCCACGGUGGCCCUUUACUUCCGCAAAGUUCUCAGUGAGUUGAAGACGCCCAAGCGUGAGGGGCGCACCUGGAAGGCCAAUGAUCAGCGUCCGCUGCUCCCAGGAUACACUUCCAGUCAUUUUACGGGCCACUCUGCGAGGAACUUCCUUAGCUCGGUCGAAGCGGCCAUCGAUGUCGUGGAUUCCAUCAAGGCUUUGACGGACUAUGCAGCUAAGGCUGGGGAGAGCGAAUCUCAGGUUCGUCGCCGUCACACCCUCCUCGAGGGAUCCAAAGGCUUGGGCGGAUCGUGGCCAACUCUGGCAUUGGAAGUGGGUGUUGCGGCACCACCUUCUCCAGUCGAGCAGGUCUCGAUGCCAGGCAGCCGGGGGGAUUACUUCAUCGUUACCUCUCGCACCACAGGCCUGAGGCGUUUGCACAUGUUGGGUUGCUAUGUCAAGCCUGAGAAUUGUUACGAUGUAAAAUUUGUCAAUCAUGUCGGCGCGGAGGACGUCGAUAACAUUUGCAAAGAUUGCAAAGCAAGAAUGAAGGCUCAGGCCGGAGAGGAGGAAUCAGACCCCUCCAGCAGUGACAGUGGGAGGAAGUCUCACUCGGCGCAGGCCGUGAGGUGCCGACGGAUUCCGCAUCCUGUCACAGGCCUCAGGGCGACGGGUGGACACAUCGCAGUGCAGCUAAAGGCCUCAGGGCGGCUAGCAAUCAAAGUCCUACAGGGCCACAGGCGAUUCCAGGCAAUCGCCGAUUCCCGGCCGGAAGCUCGGGCUGCUGGGAAGGCGGACUUUGGUUUGGAUGAUGGGGCUGCAGAAGGGCGACAACAAAUCGCGGGGGUCGUCGCUGCAUGGGAACUUGCGCGCGACGUAAUCAGCAAAGAGACGGAAACGCGAGCAGAGGCGAAAGUGUUAGGCCAGCCGCGAAUCUUGCAAGUCACAGAGAGGCAAGCAAUGCUCAAGGCGGUAGCGGCCGUUCACGGGCAGCUGGGAGAGUCGGAGACUCCAUCGUCUGAGUACCUCGCUCUCAAGUGCGAGGAGUGCGAAGCCAAUGAGCCUCAGGCUUCAACCUUGGAUGCCAUAACUUCUAAGAAGAACACGCUUACCACGAGCAUCCAGUCCAGCCUUGACGCUUCGGGGCGAAUUCAUAUUACUCAGCACAAAUCCAAGAGUGAGCUCCCGACUACUACUGAAGCUUAUCGCAAGGUCCUUCGCGUGGAAGCUUUCACAUGGCUAUGCAUGGCAUCCCGCUUCAAAUCCAAGCAGUGGUUUCAGGAUCUCAAGCUGUCUGACUUCGACCACUUCGUGAACUACAUCCUUGGCGAAAAGGUCGCCCAGCUCUCAGUGCCUACGUCUCAUCAGCCAGCCGAUGAGACCUACUUCACGACGCCGCUCGCAUUGUCCAUCAUUGAGCGACCACGCAAGUGGCACAAAGGCAAGGGCAAGAGCAAGGACGAUCACAUCGCCUACCAGCCUCAGCUGUACAGUCCGAGCGGGCUCCGUGUGCUCUACAUUUUCGCGGGGCCCCAUCGCAAAGGUGAUGUGGGCUCUUACCUUCAGUCUUUGGGCAAUGUCACUAACCUUCUUCAGUUCGAUCUUCAGCGCUCCACAGAGCAUGACUUGACUAAGGAAGGCUUGUGGCAGCACAUCUUUCAGUUGCUUGGCGAAGGGGAUUGGAUCCUCAUUGUGGAGCAGGCUAAUUAUUUUCUUGAUCAGACCGUGACGGCAUGUCAACUUGCAUGGCAGUAUGUCCUGGAGCACCCGGAGGAUCUCGGUGCGACGCCGGAUCACGAGUUACCGGCUUCCAUUUGGCAACUACCAGCUCUGCGUGAGCUCCAGGUUUCCACUCAGGCCAUCACUUUUGCAUUCUUUCAAUGCAGCUUUGAGGCUCCCACUUCCAAACCUACCCGCCUUCUCACUAAUCUCACGGCCUUUGUCGAGCAGCCUCCGCCUUUUGCUUCAUGGCCACGCUUCGACUCCAGCGAUCGCUACGUGGGGCCGUUGCCGCCACGUUGCCCGCACGGGAAACACGACAAACUACUUGCAGGCCGAGAAGGCACCCGCUGGGCGACCGAGUCAUCCGCAGCCUAUCCUCCUCUGUUGUGUGAGUGGCUUGCGCAUGCUGUGCUUGCUUCCGCUUCGCAUGGGGGACUUGGGUCAGCGCCGCACAGCUUCGUUCCAGGUGAGGCAGGUCCAAUGCAGGAGGUGCUCCGGGAGGAGUCUUGUGAGGCACCUCAGGUUUGGCCACAGGAGGUGCAGCAGGAAUCCCACGAGGCGACGCAGGAGGCAUGCGAUGAGGAUCUCGCGUUUCUUCGUGGGCAUGGUUUCGUCCUUCCGGGCGAAGAGCACAGUGUUGACCUUGAGGCGGUCCAGUCAGAUGAUUCGGAGGUGCUGGAGGGGGGCGAGGCCGAAAGACCGGAGCCCUUCAAGCAUCAGGAGUGCCACAACACCGGGCUGCCUUUGAACCUCGAGUGGGAUGGCGAAACUCAGCCGAUCACGGAUGGCUUUGGGCUCUGCUCACCCACUAGAUGGCCUCCGGAAGCCAGGGGGGGCCUGCUGCCCAAGCAGGCUUUGGAGUUCGCCACUGCCAUGCAUCAAGUGCUUCGAGACUUUGUAGCGGACGUUGUGCCUGAUAUCAGGCGCACGGCGAUGGAGCUUGCGCUAGGCAAGUGUACGGAUCUUGAUGUGGUGCCGAGUGGCCAGCCAUUCUUCUUGCAUGCUGUGUCUGCGACAGCGCGGCUGUUGCAGGACCCAGAUUGGAACGCCGUUUCUUGCCAGGAGGACUCCUAUGUCAGCGGGGUCGCGAUCGGUUAUGACUGCCCCGCGCCUCACUUGCCACAGGUGUACGAGUACAAAUACAAGUCCCGCAAGCUCGAUGAAUCGGAUGCCGAGUGGCAUCGCGAGAACUAUUCGUCGGCAAACGAAACGUCGGAUCAGCUUGAGAAGAAGUUUGCAGAGGAAGAGCUUCUUGGGCGCAUGGCGCCCGUACUUGAGCAAAAGUACGGGCGGGAUAGGGUUAGGAUAGCUUCUUUAGGUUCCUUGAUUAAACCAGACGGCUCCGCUCGGCCGUUACACGAUGGCACCCACGGUGUGCACGUCAACAAUGGUAUUAGGCUACUUAAUCAGCAAUCUAAUCCCGGACCCCAGGAAGUAGUUCACCUUGUGCGUAGCGCAAAGCAGAGUCAGGAGGCCACCUUUUGCCUCACCGGCGAUGUGACGGCGGCUCACAGGUUGUUCCUUGUCAGAGAGGCCGACUGGCCUUUGUUGUGCUGUAAGGUGCGCAACGACACGCCGGUCGUUUGGUACAACAAAGUAGGAACGUUCGGUAUAUCAUCAUCCGCCUUCCUUUGGUCUAGAUUGUUCGGAAUCAUCGGCCGCUGCACCGCACGCUUUCUUUUGACCUUGUGGUUCUAUCACCUCGUCUUCGUAGAUGAUGUUCACGCCAACUUCGCAGGAAGGGAGAAAUUUCAUCAUUUGCUCAUGUGGCUAGCAUGCUUCGAGAUGUUUGGCACACCUUUCGCAUACAAGAAGUUCCGCGGUGGGCUCACUUCGGCUUUUGUGGGUUACGAACUUUCUUAUCCAGACCAGAGGGUUGGAAUUUCGGAAUCGCGGGGCCAGUGGCUCUUGAAAUGGAUCGCUGAGGCUCGGUCCUCGAAGUUUGUUGUGUCGGUUCGCAGGUUUGCUGAGUUCUUAGGGAGACUGGGCUUCGUUGCUCGGCUUUUGGUUUGGCUUAAGGCACACCUUGCACCGCUUUACAGCUGGAGGGCAGCGGUGAACGACAGUUCAGUCGCUCGGAUGCCCGAUACCGUCAUCCUUACUCUUGAAUAUCUUGACCUCACGUUCAGGGACAUGACGUUCAAGGUCGCCGCAGCAAGAUCGGUCAAGAGAGCAGGCGUGGCCUUCCGCACUGAUGCAAAGUGUGCGGACGGGUACGUGGUCCUUGGGGGUUGGGAUUGCGCAGGCACAACUCAGGAGUCCAGGUGGUUCUCACUUCGACUUACUCCUUCAGAGGCCCCUUACCUCUUUGACUCAGAAGGUCACAGUCAGUGGGCUUCGGCAUCGGCUGAACUGCUGGCCACGCUGGCCGCACUGCACAUCUUCGGUCACCUUGAAGCCGGGCCAACUAGGCGUUUGAUGAAGGUUGAGGUUUUAGCUCAGACGGAUAAUAAGUCUAACGAGGGCUUGACUCGCAAGGGUUCUACAACGCGCUGGCCCUUGCUCAUGGUGAACAUGCAGCUCACCCAUGUUCUCAUGAAGGCCGGCUUGCGGUUGAACUUGGGAUGGCGUCCCCGGGACGAAAAUCAGGAGGCCGAUGAUUUAACCAACGAAAUCUUCGACCGUUUCUCUGAGGAGUUGCGGGUCCCAGUGCAGUACUCCGAAUUGCCGCUUUCCUUUCUUCACACUCUUUACGAAGCCAGGCGUGCACAGCUGAGCACCCGUGAAGUGGAUUCCAUCCGCGACACGGUCGGUGGCAGGCCACGCUUCAGAGGCAAGAGAAAGAGAGAGAAGUCUCCUUGGUGA
Molecule: messenger RNA, 5730 nt
Organism: Symbiodinium sp. CCMP2592
Lineage: Eukaryota; Dinophyceae; Suessiales; Symbiodiniaceae
Source: the annotation of a GenBank genome assembly